Molecule: messenger RNA, 237 nt
Organism: Prorocentrum cordatum
Lineage: Eukaryota; Dinophyceae; Prorocentrales; Prorocentraceae
Source: the annotation of a GenBank genome assembly
GUCACGACCUGCGCCGAGCUGGCCGCGCGCGUCGCGCAGGGGCUGGGGCGGACGCGCCUGUCGCCGCCGCAGCCGCCCGCCGCGGCCGCGGAGACCGCGGCUCCCGGGAGGUGCGGGGAGCCCCAGGGGCUGGAGUGCCUCGUUCGCGAGGCCCUGCUCUUGAUGGCCGAGACCAGCCGGCGCGCCGAGAGAUCGGACAGCCGAGCGCGGCGCGCCGAGAGGCUGAUCGAGGUGGCC